Durusdinium trenchii is the source of this 2169-nucleotide messenger RNA. The record is from the annotation of a GenBank genome assembly. Lineage: Eukaryota; Dinophyceae; Suessiales; Symbiodiniaceae.
AUGCGGUGGCGUUUCCUUGCAGAAUUGUCUUGUCACGUGCGCCCUUUUGUGCAGCAUUUAGUCGUCGAAGACGGCGCCAUGGCUUCUGGGAUUCUGCGCAUUUCGGGCAACUCCGCUCACUCUGGACAUGAACUACUUCAUGACCUUCCGGGAUCUUUGACAGUGCCCAAGGGCAAAUCUUCCAGCCCCGAGAGCAGUUUGAGCCUGCGCAGCCGUUCGCACUCCCCAUCAACGUCUCCCAGAGGAGUCAAGAGCGGGCUGCUUCAUUUCCGAGCGUCGCUCGUGGAGUCUCAGAGGUCCAUCUUGCGGCAGCUGGAUCAGAAGAUCCAGGAAUUGGAGAAGGUGCCACGGACCUACGAGGAGGAUGUCCACUCGAAGAUCUUGCAGGUGCCUUUCAGUCCGAGCGCAACUUUGGGUCCGGCUGGGCCGAAGGACGAGCCCAGAGUCCUGGAUGCGAAGUCGGAUGCCAUGACCAAGGUGCCCAGUAUGCCUCUUCCUGCAAUUGGAAGUGAAGAAGAAGAGAGUGAUGAGGAACUUGCACCAGGCCAGAAGCCGCAGAUCAAGCGCCAAGUAACCGACACCUUCACAGCGCUCAACGGUGUGGACGAAAAGCGGAAGAAGAAUGUGGUGUGGAUUCAAAAGAACGCCAGAGUCAGCUUGAUCGAUGAGACCUAUGAAUCCCAUGCUCCAGGGGUUGCUUCUUUGUCGCGACAGUCCAAGCAUGUGGCGGCCAAGGAAGCAAGAAGACGCUUCGAGAAUUCCGGAGUGUUCGCCACACUUACAGUGGAACACGCCGAGCAAGUUGUCGCAGAAAGCGCCUUCAUUGGGUAUGGAUCAGACAUUGAUGUGAUCACUGAGACCCCCACGACAUGUGAGAGGAUCGUGCGGCACCGCUGGUUUGAGCGAGCUGCAAUGCUUCUAACCUUGUCCAACGUGAUCUAUAUCUCCAUUGAUGUUGAGUUCAACUAUUCAGGGAUUGUCACCCGUGCAUCUCCAGGAUUCAUUGUCAUAGACAACAUGUUUUGUGUCCUUUUCUUGUCGGAGCUGCUGAUCCGCUUCCUGGCUUUCCGAUCCUGCUUGGUGUCGUUGAGAGAUCCAGCCUUUUUGUUCGACUUGAUUCUGGUGUCUAUGAUGAUGCUGGAGUCCUGGGUCAUGCCUCUCAUUGAUCUUAUCUCAGGUGAUGGCUCCGAUCUGGCAGAGACCUCGUCCAUCCUGCGGAUCGCGCGGGUGAUGCGGAUCCUGCGGACUGCGCGGAUCGCCAAGCUGGUACGAUAUGUGCCUGAAUUGGUGAUUCUCCUGAAAGGAAUGAUGUCCGCUUGUCGAUCAGUCUUCUUCACGUUGGUACUCCUUGUUUUGGUCACCUAUGUAUUCAGCAUAACGAUCACAGAAGUGAGCCGCGGUACCUCUUUGGAGACGGAUUUGUUUCCUGGGAUGGGCGGCACAAUUCUAACUCUGAUUGUGCAAUGCGUCAUGCCGGACCUCGAGGCCAAGUUCAAGGAUGCAGCAGCAGAGAACUGGUUCAUAGGAGUUCUGUGGCUGACCUUCAUCAUGUUUGGUACCUACAUCAUGAUGGGCCUUUUAGUAGGUAUUCUGGUGGAGACAGUGAAGACCGUGGCGACCUUUGAGCGAAAACAGCUCGAUGUUGACUUUGCCAAGAAUGUUCUUUGGGAAAUGAUCACGGAAGGAUGUGCGGACCAGGACGGAGACAAUCGAAUUUCCGAGAUUGAGUUUGCAAGGCUUUUGGCAAGGCCAGAGGCCACCAGGGCGUUGGCCAUCCUGGGUGUGGACAUCACGGCGGCUCUGGACUAUGGUCAUUUGCUCUUCGAAGACGGAGAGCCUUUGACCUUUGCAGAGUUCAUGGAAGGAAUGAUGACCCUCCGUGGCUCAAACCAGACCACCGUGAAGGACAUGGUGGAUUUACGGAAGUUCACUGCAGAAGAGUUCUCCAGUCUUCAUAAAGUCCUUCUGGAUAUUUGCACAUUUCUUGCAAGCCAAGGGAUGCCAAGCAGCACCCUGCAUCGUGUCUCCAGUAGUGUGCGCUACUCCAGGGCGUCGCGCAUGACGCAGCAUGCCAGCGCCAAACCUCAGUGGCUGGAGCCACCCGGACCCGAUGGUCACCGGCAAACUUUUGCAGACCGGCCAACGUUUGCAAAAAAAUUGUCUGAUUAA